Molecule: messenger RNA, 1183 nt
Organism: Racocetra persica
Lineage: Eukaryota; Fungi; Glomeromycota; Glomeromycetes; Diversisporales; Gigasporaceae
Source: the annotation of a GenBank genome assembly
AAUGCACGGCCUACUGAAACCAAAUUGUCGAGACAGGCCCAUACACACAAAAAUAAAAAACUUAGGCAUGAUCAGAAACAAGUCGAAAUGCUUCAUGAGUUGGAUGUUGACAUCUCUUUGCUAAUCAAUGAUAUCAUCUUCGAUCCAUCUCGGUAUCGAAUCCAAUCUGCCACCCGAAAAAUAUCUGCUAAUGAUAAUAUUUAUUAUUUGGAGAGGGAGUGGACAAGUAUUCCCCUCUGCUCUUCAGAUCGGAUAUCAACCAAAAAAAAUAAGACUCGGUACGACAUAUCGGCCAGAGAAUUGCUAAUUGAAACUCUAAUUAGAGAAGCAAAAUCCUCUGACAGUAACUCUUUUGAGUUGUCCGAGAUUCCGUCAAACUUUCUCUCUCUGAUCUAUACUGACAUUAUUAGAGAGACCGAUGUCGGCAUUGAGGGAUCAUCGCCUAAUACCACUAAUAAGCGAUUUGAUAGGGACUUUCAAGAUCUUUUUGACAUAGCUACUGCUUUUAAUACUCGAAGAGAAAAGGCACGUCUGAUUAUAUCAGCAUGUCAUAAUCCCCAAUCGAUAAGUGAAUUGGUCCAAUUCAAAUAUAUAGCGGAACCAGAGUGCAUUACAAAUCUAAGUGGCCGAACAUUGGUUCACUUAGAGCAACUCGAUGACUAUAAUGCCGUUAUACUUGCAACCAAUGCUGUAAAUAAUUAUUAUUUCCAUAUGUUGAAGCAUCUAUUAUAUCGAAGCGACGAAUUUUGGACCAAUUUUAUCGAACAUUUUGGGGCUUAUACCAGAAACAACUUGCUCCCUUUUACAAGCUCCAAUACUGCAAGUACGCAUAAUGUUGAUCACCAUGAAUGCAUCAACAAAUUACUUCAAGGUCUCAAGGUAUUAUCAGACUGUGUCAACUGGUUUCUCCGAGACUAUUAUGGAGAUUUAUAUACGAAAUUGAGCAGGCUGUUAUGGGGUCCAUUUGCGCCGAAGCCCUUUGGAGUUUUCCCAAUAAUAGCUAUUAAUUUUAAUACCACUAGUGACUAUCAUUGGGAUGAGCAUGACAAGGCAAAUAGUUUAUGUGUCUUAGUUGCACUAGAGGAUUACGAAGGAGGAGAGUUAUAUUUUCCUCAGCUCCAAAUGGUUGUACAUCUUAGGCCAGGACAAAUCGUAGCAUUUGCCUCACAUUUAUUACUUCAUG